Molecule: messenger RNA, 1957 nt
Organism: Penaeus vannamei (Pacific white shrimp)
Lineage: Eukaryota; Metazoa; Arthropoda; Malacostraca; Decapoda; Penaeidae
Product: 1,5-anhydro-D-fructose reductase-like
Molecular function (GO): oxidoreductase activity
Source: RefSeq, a predicted model, not a curated record
GAUGCUUCGGCCCGACAUUCAGUCUCUCCCCGUGGCACCGAGUGGAAGGCACGAUGGCGCAGGUUACCAAUCUCAAGUUCUUCAACGGGCGAGAAAUGCCCAUGGUGGGCCUGGGAACCUGGCAGGCAAGAGAUGAGGAAGUGCGUCAGGCCGUCCAGCUGGCCCUCGAAUGUGGCUACAGGCAUUUUGACACUGCCACGCUGUAUCAGAAUGAGGAGGCCAUUGGUGACGUGCUCAGCAAGUGGAUCUCAGAAGGAAAGGUCGCCAGGGAGGAGCUAUUCAUCACAACAAAGCUUCCAACAAUUGGCAACAGAGCUGAAGACGUGCCUAAAUUCCUGACAACUUCAUUGAAGAAAUUGCAACUGACCUACGUUGACCUUUAUCUUAUACACUUUCCAGUUGGAUGUAAAGGAAAGGAUGAAAAUGACCUGCAACCCAGAGACUCUGAAGGGAAAGUUGUCCUUGAUAUGAGCACUGAUCACAAGAGUCUGAUGGAAGCCAUGGAGGAACAGGUGGAUGCUGGAAGAGCUAAAUCAAUUGGAAUUUCAAACUUCACUGAACAAAUUCGAGAGAUUAUGAAAUUUUGCCGCAUCCAGCCAGCUAACCACCAGGUGGAAAUUCACGCAUUUCAUCAACAGCGGGAGUUGCGAGCUGUUUGCCAUAAGCAUAAUAUUACUAUGUGUGCUUACGGGCCCCUUGGUGCUCCUUAUAAGGAAAAAACCAAAGAAAAAACAGUCCUGCAGGAUCCUGUGGUAACCUCGAUAGCUGCUCGUCUAGGCAAGACACCAGCACAGAUCCUCCUGCGGCACUUGAUCCAGUUGAACAUUGUUGUCAUACCCAAGUCCUCGAACCCAGAACGUCUGAAGCAGAACUUCCAGGUAUUUGACUUCAAACUGAGCGAUAAAGACAUGAGAGAUCUAGAUAACUUAGACCAAGGGAAAGAUGGAAAACUCUUCAUCUUUACUGAAUCCAUGAUCGGUGUUGAAAACCAUCCUGAAUUCCCAUUCAAAAUUCCAUUUUAGAAUUUGAAGCUCCGACUGGCCACUUCAGAUUCAUCUACAAAACUGAAGAAAAAAUAGUAUUCAAAACAAUGAUGUUAAUGUCUUUUGGCAUAUACUUAAUAAUUGAAAUUUGUUGUUAAGGAAAGUAAACCUUUUUCUACUUGCAAAAUGGUGUUGUGGUUCAUUUUCUUUUGAAAUUAGACCUGUGAUACUUCUUAUAGUUUUAUCCUGCACUGAUUGGACAAAAACUGAUGCUGUCAUCAUUUAUGAAUGCAUGAUUGUUUUUGUACAUUGUGUUAUGCGUUUGCCAGUUCUGAUGGUUUGUCAAGCUAAAGAAUACAGAUUAUGAAUAAUCUAUAAAUUAUACAAAAAAAAUUAUAAGGAAAUGAAAUAAUAAAAAAGAUUAGAUAGAUUCAUCCAAGUUACUUUCAUUUCUUUUUUCUUUUAAAGUGGCUUGUUAGUAUCAUAUUAAAGAAAUGAGGCUUUGUUUUCCAGAUAUUGUACAGAGAUGAUCAAAUUUAUUGGAACAGCCAAGUAUUAUGUGCCGGGUCAAGGAUUUAAAAUAUUUGAAAUUUCUUAGUUGAAUAUCAUUAGUCCCUUGUGUUUUUUGUUAUAGAUUUAAUAUUAAGGAAAACCAGUUCCACUUUAUAGAUUAGUAAAUGUUUAAUUUUUUUUUUAAGUAAACCAGACUUCAGUGGUUGAUUUUGCAGUUAUUGCAAUAUUUUUCAAAUGAUUCAAUUUUUAUUGCUUUACAAAAAUGUAUAAUGUCUUUUUGUUUCAUAGCACUGCAUUGUUUUAAAUGAUUAGUGCUAUUGGUUAAAACAUUUCUCUAAAGAGCAACUUUUUUAUAACAAAAAUGAGUCAGCGGCUAAUGAUUUACAAAUAAGAGACAGGUUUUCAUCUUGCUAUUAUUUGCAAUGGCAAAAUUGUACUGUCAUUAAAGAUGAGAUUUUUGA